Amyelois transitella is the source of this 4038-nucleotide messenger RNA. RefSeq names its product cleavage and polyadenylation specificity factor subunit 6 (gene Cpsf6). Lineage: Eukaryota; Metazoa; Arthropoda; Insecta; Lepidoptera; Pyralidae. Bases 61 to 2100 code for a protein of 679 amino acids. The transcript is spliced from 15 exons. Gene Ontology annotation, molecular function: mRNA binding. Gene Ontology annotation, biological process: mRNA alternative polyadenylation. The record is from RefSeq and is a predicted model, not a curated record. Gene Ontology annotation, cellular component: mRNA cleavage and polyadenylation specificity factor complex.
CCAUACGUACCUACCUAAUCUAUCUUCACAGUUCACCCUUUAAUUUUGUAUAUUAGCAAAAUGGCGGACGGUGGCGUGGAUAUUGAUCUCUACGCUGAUGAUAUUGAAUCCGAUUUUAAUAGACAGGAUGAAUUUGGAGGUGAAAAUGUGGAUUUGUACGACGAUGUGAUUGCUGCUCCACCAGUGAAACCUGAGGAUGGCAGUGGACCACCAAACUCCGGGCCGCCGCAGCAUGAUCCAUCGGAGGAGACCAACGGCAACGCUAUAUAUCACAACAACGGACCAAGCCAUGGACAUCAUGGCCGCCGCUUUCAGCUUUACAUCGGCAACCUCACUUGGUGGGCCACAGAUCAAGACAUAGCCAAUGCCGUGGCUGACGUAGGAGUGAACGAUUUCCAAGAUGUGAAGUUCUUCGAGAACAGGGCCAACGGUCAGUCGAAGGGAUUUUGUAUCAUUUCCCUCGGUUCUGAUCAGUCUGUUCGUAUGGUUCUGGACCGUCUGCCGAAGAAAGAGAUACAUGGGCAACAUCCAGUAGUAACAAUGCCUACUAAACAGGCUUUGAAUCAAUUUGAGAGUCAGUCGAAAACGCGGUCCACUCCGCCCGGGCCCAUGAGAGGGCCGCAUCCAGGAGGGCCACCGGGACCACACCCAGGAGACUUCUUCGGAGGCGGUCCCAACGGUCCAGGUCCGAACGGUCCUCGCAUGAUGAUGCCAGGACCCGGACCUCAUCACCAACUGCGCGGGCCCCCGCCCGGGUUGCCGCACGGACCCCCGCACCACAUGCCGCAGCACCAGGGGCCCCCGCCGCAUCACAUGCAACACCAGGGCCCGCCACCGCAUCAGGGCCCACCGCCGCAUAGGCCGCCCAUGCAGUUCCAGGGCCCGCCUCAAAUGCAGCGCGGGCCGGGGCCGCGGCCGGGCCCGGAGUGGGGCCCGCGCGGCCCGCCGCACGCCCCGCACGCGCCGCACCACAUGCCGCAGCCGCAGUACGGGCCGCCGCAGCACCAGCUGCCGCCGCAUCAGAUGCCGCCGCCGCAUGCGCCGCCUGGCCAAGGCCUGCCGCCGCCGCACCACCAGCUGCCGCACCAGGGCCCGCCGCGAGGGCCCGCGCCCAUGCCGCAGCAUCCAGGAGUGGGUCCAGGCGCGCCGGCGCCGCACGUGAACCCCGCGUUCUUCAACCAGCAGCCGCCGCAGCCCGCGCCGCAGCCGCCGCAGCCCGGACCGCCUGGACCUGGAGCACCGUACGGCCACCCGCCGCCGACCGCACAGGGCCCGCCGCCCGGAGCGAGGCAGCCGUACGGCCGUCCGCCACAGUAUGACGGGUUACAGAGCUACCCGCCGGCGGAGGCGGCGCGCGCGCCGCUGCACGCCGCGCCGCACGCGCCGCUCGCCGCGCCGCCGCACGCGCCCGUGCCCGCCAUCUCCGAGGCUGAGUUCGAAGAGGUGAUGAAUCGCAACAGAACUGUAUCUUCGAGUGCGAUAGCUCGCGCGGUGAGCGACGCGGCGGCUGGCGAAUACGCUUCCGCCAUAGAGACGCUAGUCACUGCUAUAUCACUCAUCAAGCAGAGCAAGGUGGCCCACGACGACCGUUGCAAGAUACUUAUCUCGUCCCUCCAAGAUACACUGCACGGUGUCGAGACUAAAUCCUAUAGCAGCGGUGAAAGGAGGCGUUCUCGUUCCAGAGAAAGGGAUGCGCGUGCGCACCACAGAGCACCGCGCCGCAGGGAACGCUCCGCCAGCAGAUACCGGGAGAGGAGUCGCGAGCGAGAAGAGAGGGACCGGUACAGGGAACGGUCCAGAGACCGCGAUCGUGAACGCGAGCGUGACGCGUAUUACAGGGACUAUAGGGAGCGUGAACGUGACCGCUCCAGGUCGCGGGACAGGGAACGCACUGACCAUUACAACAGGGGACACAGUAGGGAAGAGAGGCCCCGCAAGUCGCCGGUGGAGGCGGCGCCGGAGGCGGGCGCGGGCGACGCGGGCGGCAAGGCGCGCGCGGCGCCCUACUACGACGAGCGCUACCGCGAGCGCCGCGAGCGCGACGCCGCGCCCACCGAGCGCGAGCGCGAGCGCGACCACCGCCGCGACCAGCGCCACUAGCGCCACUAGCGCCACUCGCACCACCAAAUAUAUCUUGAAGACAAUAGCGUGCAUCACCUACAAGUGUAUAGUUAGUUUUGAGCAAAACAAUUUUACAAGUGGGAAAAUAAAAUUUCGUUGAUUGAAGAUCUUCAGAAGAAAAUAUGUUUGUAAUCAUAAGUGUCAAACUUGGUUAUAGAGUCUACAGGUAACUUGUUUAAGUUUUGAUAGUUGGCGGAUCAGCCAAUUAGCUGUAUCCCGAGACCCUAUCUCAUACUACAGUAAAAAACGCUUGUACAGUAGAAACUCGAGUAACCAGACUAAUUGUUGUUAAAAGACAUUCGGAUAAUCAAAAAUCCGGAUAAUCGAAAGUAUGAAGAAAAUCGGGUACCCUGAUAUUUUUAAAACGUCUGGGUUCUUUUGAUUUUCCGAUGAGAAGCAAAGGUAUUUUAUGGGUCCCGGUAGCGUUAGGGCAAACUAAUAUUGUUACUCGCUCUUUGCUAAUUUUAUAUCCUGGAGCUGAUUCUCUCGCCUAGAAACUAAAGAUUUUGAAGGCAAUGACUACCAGUUUAAUCCGGUUUCAUCAGCAUUAUAAACAAAAUCUACCUAAGCCAUAGUUAUUUUCGUUUCUUGAAAUCAUCUUUAAAAGAGUUUUCUUCAUCUACAUAUUAGCUGACAUUUUUUCACCUUGUAUUUCCAAUUCUCGAAUUCCAUGACGAGAUUUAAAUCUGUAUCCUUACUUGCCACAAAAGAUUCAUCGCCCCCUAUUUUUUUACUUAACUGUAAUGCUUCUUCACACAGCAAAGGACCAGAAAUUGGUUGCCCAGUUGAUCGUUUUUGUAAAAACCAGCAAUACAAAGCGUCUUCUUAAAGUUCAUUUUUCGGUUUCUUCAUCAUUCUCCGAUGUUUACUCACUAUCUAAUUUGCAGUUGUACAACAAAAUUGAAUCGGUAUUCUUCUUAAUAUCACUUAUCGUGGAUGUACCUACACCAUACUUAUCAGCUAACUUACGACCUGUUUCUCCUUUUUUUAAUGAAUUAAUAAUAUUCAAUUUUUCUUUAACUUAUAACACCACUCUCUUACGCUUUGACAUUUUAAAUAUGUAGCUAGUUGUGACACGCACGUCAGGACAGAGUAGCAAUUGCUAACCAACUAAAACAAUAACGAAACGCGUGAGGCAGCGGUCCCGGGCGGGGUGAUGCCAGUUCCGACAUCUUCAUGCUUGCAAAAAUACGAUAGGUACAUUUAAUGCGGUUUGUCUGUAGGCCGAAUAAUCGCGAAUCCGUAUAACUGAGGGCCGGAUAAUCGAGUUUCUACUGUAUCGCAUUUUCGGUCAACAUACUAAGGAUGUUUUCCAUAGUGAAAUCCUAAAAGACGACCUCUUUAAUUUUUGUGUCAAAUUUUCAUUAUGGUAAUAUCCAAAAUUUCCUAUUGAUAUCACCAGAUAUUAUAAGCAAUGUAUUUUUAUACUACCACCGUAAAGAAUUCAAUAUAAAAAAUUAUAAGCACUUAGUGAACUGUCUGUUCAUGAGUGUGCAACAGUUGAAAUGUUCAGUAUUUCUCUUACUUACGUAUAUCUUCUCUUAUCUCUGUCACUGUCUUAUUGCUCGUUUUAAAGUAUAUAUAUUUACUGAAGUGGAAAAAAAGAAAAUUUUAUAUUUUCAUGUGAUUUAAAAAUUUUUUUCCAUGUUAUGGAUUAUUUGACUUUAAAACAUAUAGGUUAACUUUGAAUGCAACACCAAUUGGAAGGGAUUCUACAUUCCAAUUAGCCAUUUUUCUUUCAAAUUGAAUAUAAAAUUUACACAUUGUAAAUGUUAAAUAAGCUUUCAUCAGUUUUGACAUAAACAUGUUUAAUUAAGUAUUAGGUUAUAGUCAUAGUUUUACCAUUUGUAUGGAGUUUUCCAUACUAUACUGAUUUAGGAUUUAAUUUGUGGAAUAAAUUGAUGUACCAAAAGAUAA